This is a messenger RNA of Alexandromys fortis (reed vole), 3484 nucleotides long. RefSeq names its product ST3 beta-galactoside alpha-2,3-sialyltransferase 3 (gene St3gal3). The record is from RefSeq and is a predicted model, not a curated record. The transcript is spliced from 10 exons. Bases 185 to 988 code for a protein of 267 amino acids. Gene Ontology annotation, molecular function: sialyltransferase activity. NCBI's taxonomy places the organism in Eukaryota, Metazoa, Chordata, Mammalia, Rodentia, Cricetidae.
GGGAUUGGUGGUCCCGCCGCUGCGUCCUCACCAUGGCGGCGCCCGUGCAGCCCGCCGCGUCCUGGGCACCCGCCGGGGUCCCCUCGGCUGUCCCCGCUAUUCGGGCUGCAGCCACCUCCCCGCUCCGCGUGCGCCCUGGCGCCGCCCGACCCCGGCCUCCCUCUCCGCUGCGGUCAUGUAGGACAUGGUAAAUCAUGUGAAGAUGGGACUCUUGGUAUUUGUGCGCAAUCUGCUGCUAGCCCUCUGCCUCUUCCUGGUCCUGGGAUUCUUGUAUUAUUCUGCUUGGAAGCUGCACCUGCUCCAAUGGGAAGACUCCAAUUCAUUGCUUCUUUCCCUUGACUCCGCUGGACAAACCCUAGGCACAGAGUAUGAUCGGCUGGGUUUCCUUCUGAAGCUGGACUCUAAACUGCCUGCCGAGCUAGCCACCAAGUACGCAAACUUUUCAGAGGGCGCUUGCAAGCCCGGCUACGCUUCAGCCCUGAUGACUGCCAUCUUCCCCAGGUUCUCCAAGCCAGCACCCAUGUUUCUGGAUGACUCCUUUCGCAAGUGGGCUCGGAUCCGGGAGUUCGUGCCACCUUUUGGAAUCAAAGGUCAAGACAAUCUGAUCAAAGCCAUCUUGUCAGUCACCAAAGAGUACCGCCUGACCCCUGCCUUGGACAGCCUCCACUGCCGCCGCUGCAUCAUUGUAGGCAAUGGAGGGGUCCUUGCCAACAAGUCUCUGGGGUCACGGAUUGACGACUACGACAUUGUGGUCAGACUGAACUCAGCACCUGUGAAGGGCUUUGAGAAGGACGUGGGCAGCAAGACCACCCUGCGCAUCACCUACCCCGAGGGUGCCAUGCAGCGGCCUGAGCAGUAUGAACGAGACUCUCUCUUUGUCCUUGCUGGCUUCAAAUGGCAGGACUUCAAGUGGCUGAAGUACAUCGUCUACAAGGAGAGAGUGGCUAGUCGGUACUUCUUCCUUGGGGUGCAGGAGAUCAGAAGAUGAGCAAGAGUCAGGUGUAGGGCGGAUGCAUCGUGUGGGUGAGUGUGGGUGUUCGAGACAAGCAGCAACGGGAGCAUGGGGGAAUUAGCUCGCAGUGGUUCCGAGGGCUUGGGGGGUAAACUGAGGCAGCCACAUGUGAUAUAAGCUGGUUUGGAUUUGGGAAUAUCAUUCUGGCAGGGUAGCAUAGCUUGGGAAGCAGGGGCAGCCGUUCUGGGUACUCAAUUCUACGUGUGUUAAAUAAGCAACUGGAAUUCAGCAAUCAUUUUCAUGUGGCACAUAUGUUCUGUUCACUCUGUGGGGCUCUCGAGUGUUUAGCAGGCAUAGCAUGGGCCAGUUGUUAUGGGCAAUAACAAAUUGGGGACCCGAGGUGGCAGUAGUAGCUUUGGGAGAGAGACAUGGGUCUUUGGGAUAAGAUGUAAGAAGUAGGAGGCCAGAAAAGGAUGGGUGAGGGAUGAAGGAGAAUCUGAAGGGUACUCCCAAGUUUCUGGUUUGAAAGAUGGAUGGACAGUAGAGGAAAGGGGCAAGGGGGAGGAAAAGAUGUGGACAACAUAGAUGUCAAAUAAAUGCUAUUUCUGCGGCCAGAUUCUCAGAAGAUGUAAUCCCAAUGUCUGCCAUUUCUUUUCUGGGCCUGUAUCGGAUAUCACUUGGCUGAACCACUUUUGUAAACUUUUGGGAUGUUUCUGGCUUUUCACAUUCGUAAGUACGAGUGUAAUAAACAGGCUUGCAGCCUGGGGGUGUGGUAAUUGGCCGCGUGCUUGCCUAGCAUGAGGACGGCCCUGGGCUGACACUUAACCUUCUCUUACGUCCUUUGCCCAUUUCUGAGAUCUCGCUGAUUUAUUUUUCAUAAUUUUGGGGUUUUGUUUGUCUGUUGGAGCAAGGGUGUUGUUGCGACAGGGUCUUGCUGUAGGCUGACUACCCUUGAAGCCUAGGCCAUCCUUCUGCCUCAGCCUCACAACUGCUGAAUUACAAUAAUAUUGUCACCGUGCCUGGUCCUUCUCAUGAGAUUUUAAAACAAGGACCUCUUUAUUAUUUGUGACAAAUGUUUCUCCACAUUUUCGUCUCCCUCUUAAAUUUGCUUGUGUUGUUUUAAGAUUUGUUUAUUUCAAACUCUGUUUGUGUACUCUCUAUGUGUUUUCUGAAGAACAUGCCUAAGAAUGUUUGUGGAGUCGGGCCGGGGUGCGGCUUGGUCGUAGAGCAUUUGCUAGCAUGCUUGAGGCUCUGGAUUUGAUCCCCAGUGCUGGGGAGUCGAAAAUCUUUUUAGGGCCAGUGAGAUGAAUCAGCAGGUAAAGAUACUUGCACAUGGGGAUCUCUCCUGUCUGUUUUGUUUAUUUUGUUUUGUUUUUAACACACUUGUUUAGUGUGUGUGUGUGUGUGUGCGCGCACACACGUGUGUAUUUGUGUGGGCACAUGUGUGGAGGUCAAAGGACAAAUUGGUUCUCUCCUUCCACCAUGUGGGUUCUGGAAUCAAACUCAAGUAGCCAGCUGGGAAGCAAGCACCGUUACCCACAAAGCCAUCUCGCUGGCCCUGGGCCUCUUUUUCUUGUACCCAGUGAUGGUUUCCUCUUGGUGUGCUCAAUUCUUCUACUCUAAGUUUAGUUGAUUUUUUUUUGUGCCUCCUCAGCAAGUAACAAACUUGCUACUUUGGAGGCCCAUGGUAACCAUAGUAACCAUUCCGAGGAGGCUGCUUUACUGCUUGACUGCUUGGUCCAGGCACUACAGAGCCCUUAUUGUAAGGGUAGAGACGGGGAGCUUGUGAAAGAGUGGCUGAGGUGACCGACUUGGGGUCUAGACCAGGAAAGUCUAGGGCAUCUGAGGUCUUUGUGAGGCUGGGUGGCAAGAAGGGAGAGGCUAAAGAGGAGAGGCCCUGUGGCCCAGGGUCAGACAUUGGGAUAUCUUUCAGAGGCGAUGCCUCCACAUUUGGGACCAAGCUCUGUGAGAGAGAAUGAACUAUUCCAAACACAACCCUGAGCACCCAGUUCUGGUCGGACAGGACUGAGCUCUGAGUGUCGGUCCGCUGUCCUGUGACAGCUCAUGAAAUGUCUUUAUUUUCCAGGUCCACUUUAGCACAGUUGACUGAGAACCAGGAAAGACAGAAGAAGGAAAAGGAGCCGAGCUCCAGCAGAGCAGAUAGGCGAAUGAGGGCAGGCUUCUGGUGGGCUCCAGCCCCUAGUGGGGAGGUGGGACAACCAGGCCUGCGGGCCUUCCUUGUGUCCCAGGGACACCCUGCCCCUGCACUCGGGACAGAGCAGGACUCCUAACAGCACUCCACACUUUGUCCUCCGCCUCCAAGCUCUCGUGGCCAUUACUCACACACCUAUGCCUGGCACACAUCCCAUGAGCCCUCACAUACCAGAGCCUUCCUGUGUGCGCUGGUUUACACCCUUCCACUCAUGGCCCCUCUCCUCAUUGCUCAUUUCUCUGCAUACGUGUGGGUCCUCCCCAUUCAUCUGGACCCAUCCCCAGGUGCCCAGCUCCUGUCCUCUUACACCGUGUCUGUGC